Molecule: messenger RNA, 1320 nt
Organism: Rhipicephalus sanguineus (brown dog tick)
Lineage: Eukaryota; Metazoa; Arthropoda; Arachnida; Ixodida; Ixodidae
Exons: 1
Coding region: 1-1320 (439 amino acids)
Biological process (GO): DNA integration
Molecular function (GO): nucleic acid binding
Source: RefSeq, a predicted model, not a curated record
AUGAGUAGAUUACCACUGACAGAGCUUUAUGCAGAGCCACCUGAACCACCAGAGCUGGUCAAUGCAAUCUCAAAGCUGGAAAAGCUAGCAGUAUCGGUGAAGCAACUGCAGCAGUUCACUGACAGUGACCAGACUCUAAGCCAAGUGCUGCAGUGGGUCAGAGUUGGGUGGCCGCAGAGUCCCCCAGACAAAGCUUUCCAACCAUUCUGGCAAAGACGGGACGAGCUGAGCGUGCACAACAAUCUGCUGUACUGGGGAAAUCGAGUUGUAGUGCCACAUCCUGCUCAGAAGCAUAUCUUGGAGCUGCUACAUGAGGCGCACCAGGGAAUGGUCGUCAUGAAAGGCAUGGCAAGGUCGUUGGUCUGGUGGCCAGGAAUAGAUGCUGAAAUAGAAAGAUGCUCCCGGCAGUGCACACAUUGUCCUCAGAACUCUCCGUUACCGGCAAAAGCAGAACCAGUGUCAUGGCCUGAGCCGAGUGAGUGCUGGGAGCGGGUACACUUGGAUUACGCAGGCCCAUUUGAAGGAAGGAUGCUCCUUAUACUGGUGGAUGCGAAGUCAAAGUGGCUUGAAGUUGCCAUCGUGCCAAGUGCCACAGCUGAACAAACAGUAGAGCACUUGAGGGAUAUUUUUGCAAGGUUUGGACUACCAAGGUGUAUUGUUACUGACAACGGAACACCAUUUACUGGUAAAGCGUUCCAGGACUUCGUUCUAGGAAAUGGCAUUAAGCACCUGCGAACAGCUCCCUUCCAUCCAGCGUCAAAUGGCUUAGCUGAGCGUGCUGUUAGAACAGUGAAGGACGGUCUCAAAAAGACCACUGGCGGAGAUCUCAAGCUCCGGCUUGCAAGAUGGCUGCUUAUGUACCGCAGAGCACCCCGCCCAAAGGGAACAUCGCCCUCCGAGCUGAUGCUGGCAUACCCAAUGAAAGCAAAGAUGGACCUUUGCAUUCCCAGAAGGGGGGAAGAGGUGAGGCCAAAACAGUCACAAACAGAGUCCAAGGAGCAUGCUGAAAAGAAGAAAAAGGGACCAAGGUUCAAGAAAGGAGACAAGGUGGCAGUUCGAAAUUUCGGCAGAGGUCCCAAGUGGUGGUUGGGCGAAGUUGAAGAAAUAAAUGGAUCUUCUAUGGUAACUGUUUCAACUCCCCAAGGGAAGGUUCGUCGCCACAACGACCAAGUGAAAAUGCACUUGGACCCUCCAGCACCCAGUUCUGCGGAUACAACACCCACCGAGGAAAACUGUGUAGCAAGCACCUCGGGCAACAUAGAGGCCGCAACAGUGCCAUCAGCAAGACGUUCAACCCGAACUAUCCGCAAGCCCCAAUAA